Messenger RNA from Batrachochytrium dendrobatidis JAM81, 1656 nucleotides. RefSeq names its product sphinganine-1-phosphate aldolase DPL1. Gene Ontology annotation, molecular function: pyridoxal phosphate binding; sphinganine-1-phosphate aldolase activity. Lineage: Eukaryota; Fungi; Chytridiomycota; Chytridiomycetes; Rhizophydiales. Bases 1 to 1656 code for a protein of 551 amino acids. Gene Ontology annotation, cellular component: endoplasmic reticulum. The transcript has 7 exons. Gene Ontology annotation, biological process: sphingolipid catabolic process; carboxylic acid metabolic process. The record is from RefSeq and is a predicted model, not a curated record.
AUGCAUUAUAGCAGAAUCAUUGCUUGCCAAGUCUGGCAUAUCCAGCAGCUUGUGACUCAGUUUCUGCGCAAGCCAGCAAUGGAAGUUGUCAAGAAUAUUUUACUUUUGGUCACUGUGUAUCGCUUGCUGAAAGCUGUUAUGCGUCAGCUGCGUGCAAAGGGAUUGGUUGCUACUGGAAUGCAUUAUCGUCGUCUAGUUAUCCAGUCAAUCAUUAGUAUUGUUCGCUCAAGUAGCUCGUCUGCAAAUGCAUUGGUGCAACAGCAGAUCGACAAGACUGUAAAGUCUAUUCACAAAAAAAUGGUGCACCACGCUCCUGGCGACAAAAUAUAUCUGAGACUACCAGACAAAGGAUUGAGCGAGCGAGAGCUGCGUGUAGAGCUUUCUAGAUAUAAAAAUAUGGGAGAUGUAGAUUGGGAAGGUGGUCGUGUUUCGGGGACUAUAUAUCAUGGCGGAGAAGAUCUUUGCUCAAUCUUGACUGAAGCUUAUGGCAUGUUUAGCAUUUCAAAUCCACUCCACCCAGAAGUCUUUCCUGGUGUUCGUCAAAUGGAGGCCGAGAUUGUUUCCAUGGUUGCUGCCAUGUAUAAUGGCUCGGCAGGCGUUUGCGGUUCUGUUACUUCUGGUGGAACAGAGAGCAUUUUAAUGGCAAUCAAGGCUUACCGUGAUAUGGCCAAGGAGUUGCGCGGUAUCACUGAACCUGAGAUGGUGGUUCCUAUUACAGUGCAUGCUGCUUUUGAUAAAGGUGCAAAUUAUUUUGGGGUUACUAUUAUACACAUUGCUGUCGACCCCAAAUCAGGCAAGGUGGAUGUUGGCAAAGUUGCUCGUGCAAUCAACAGAAACACCAUUUUGAUUGCAGGAUCUACUCCUGGAUUUUCGCACGGAAUUGCCGACGAUAUUCCUGCACUUGCCGCGCUUGCCAAAAAGCACAAGAUUGGCAUGCACGUCGACUCAUGCCUUGGUGGUUUCAUUGUUCCAUUUGCUGAAAUGGCUGGGUUUCCACUUCCUUACAAAACCGACUUUCGUGUUGAUGGAGUUACCUCCAUUUCAGUAGAUCCCCAUAAAUAUGGCUUUGCUCCAAAAGGAUCAUCCGUGAUUCUUUAUAAAUCCAAGGACAUUCGCAAAUACCAGUAUUUUGUUCAAACAAUGUGGCCAGGAGGUGUUUAUGGAUCCCCGUCUGUUGCUGGUUCUCGUCCAGGCGCGUUGAUUGCUGGGUGCUGGACAGCUAUGCUUAAAUUUGGUAUAGACGGUUAUGUGCAGACUACAAAAGAUAUUAUUGGUGCAGCUCGCAGAAUUCGUGCAGGACUCGCUGCUAUUCCAGGAAUUCGGAUCAUGGGCGACCCACUGCUUACAGUUGUAGCAUUUGAGGCUAUACAUCCAAUAAAAACAUAUGCGGUUGCAGAUUUGGUUUCUCGCAAAGGAUGGCACUUGAAUGUGCUUCAAUUUCCUGCGUCUGUCCAUAUUGCAUGUACCAUACUCACCGUUCCUAUUGUAGAUCACUUGAUUGCUGACGUUGCUGAGGCUGUUGAGAUUCUUCAAAAAGACCCGACAGCUGGAAAUGGAGACUUGGCUGCUAUUUAUGGUACCGCUGCCACUGUGGACGAUCGUUCGAUCAUUGCUGAAGUAGCCCAAGGGUUUCUUGACGGACUCACAAUGAUAUAG